Dovyalis caffra is the source of this 618-nucleotide messenger RNA. The record is from the annotation of a GenBank genome assembly. NCBI's taxonomy places the organism in Eukaryota, Viridiplantae, Streptophyta, Magnoliopsida, Malpighiales, Salicaceae.
AUGGCAGAGGCAGAAAUUGCUGACAAGAUUAUGGGUUUACUAGUUGCGGGAUAUAGUACCGUGGCUACUGCUAUGACUUUCUUUAUGAAAUACGUUGGAGAGAGGCCUGACAUUUAUGAGAAGGUCCUAGCUGAGCAAAUAGAGGUUACGGCAGGUAAAGGGGCAGGAGAGCUACUAGAUUGGGAUGACAUUCAGAAGAUGAAGUACUCCUGGAACGUAAUGUAUGAAGUGAUGAGGCUGACACCUCCACUCCAAGGAACUUUCCGAGAAGCCCUAACCGAUUUUACUUACGCCGGCUACACUGUUCCAAAGGGAUGGAAAGUAUACUGGACCGUGAGUACCACAAACAAGAAUCCAAAGUACUUCCCAGAUCCUGAAAAAUUUGAUCCAUCUAGAUAUGACGAUGGAAAGCUCUCUCCUCCAUUCACGUUUGUGCCUUUUGGAGGUGGACCUAGAACCUGUCCUGGAAAAGAGUACGCUCGGCUAGCAAUUCUGACUUUUGUUCACAAUGUAGUGAAGAGGUUUAAGUGGGAGGUUAAAUUUCCUGAAGAAAAGAUAGUUGGUGACAUGAUGCCAACCCCUGAAAAGGGACUUCCAAUUCACCUUCGUUCGCACUAA